AUUGGUAUAAAAAAUGGCAGCUAAUAAAUUUUGGAAAAAAAAAGAAGUAUUAAUCUUAUAAAAUAUUGAGUUAUCAAGCUUAGAAUAAUAAGUAGGCUCAGCAUUAACAUAAAUUGAGGGAACAAUCACAGAAGUGAAGAAUUUAAGAUUAUCAUCAGUUGUUGAUUUUACAUCUAAAAUUAAUGCUAAGAAAUAGGUGUAUUUAGUUUUUAUCCCUUAUCCAUGUUUAUCAAUCUAUAACAAAAUAAGGUAUAAUAUUGGAAUGAGUUGAGAUUAGCUAAAAGUUAUUACCUGAAUUGGAGAAAAGAGUAAAAGCAACUAUUUUAGUGGUUGCUAAAAGAACAAUUGAAAGUAAAUGGGUAAAGAAACAUAGAUCUUAAACAAGACCAAAUUCAAGAACUUUGACAACAGUUUAUGAUGGAUUACUUGAAGAUUUAAUAUCACCAUCAGUUAUUUUGGGUAGAAGAACAAGAGUUAGAGUAGAUGGCACAAAAUUUUAUAGAAUGUAUAAUAGAGUUUAGAUUGAAUAGAUUCUUAGAUGAAAGUGAUUAAAAAGAUUUAGAAUCAAGACUUGAAUCAAUAAAAGAUAUUUACAAAGUGUUAACAACUAGAGAUUUAGAAUUUGAAUUUAGAAGAGAUGAUACAUUCUAUUAAAAAAAGGGUGCAAAGAAAGUAGGUAAAAAUUGAGAAACAUUAAGUAUAG
Messenger RNA from Paramecium sonneborni, 703 nucleotides. The record is from the annotation of a GenBank genome assembly. Lineage: Eukaryota; Ciliophora; Oligohymenophorea; Peniculida; Parameciidae.